Paramecium sonneborni is the source of this 658-nucleotide messenger RNA. The record is from the annotation of a GenBank genome assembly. NCBI's taxonomy places the organism in Eukaryota, Ciliophora, Oligohymenophorea, Peniculida, Parameciidae.
UAAAUUAUGUUCAAUCUUUUANCUGGAUACAGUCGCAGCAAAGUGGCUGAUGAUAGGGAUGUAAGAGAAAUCUUUAGAAAAUAUGGCUCAGUCAAAGAAGUUGCUUAUAAAGGUUCAUAUUCUUUCGUUGUACUCUAUAUCAAUUUUAUCAGACUUUCAAUAGUGAAACUGAAGCUCAAGAGGCACUUAAAGAGACCAAUGGAAAAACAUACAAUGGUCAGAAACUCAAAGUUGAUAUUGUAGACAAUAGAAAAAGUAGAAAAACAGGACCAUCAGAUAGUGAUUUGUGUUUUAAAUGCAAUAAAGGUGGUCAUUGGUAUAAAUAUUAAUUUAUUCUUAAAAGGGCUAGAGAUUGUCCUAAUGGCAGAUCACCUCGUAGAAGUAGAAGAUAUUCAAAUUCGAGAUCUAGGUAAUUUAUUUAUAUUAUUUUAGACGUCAUAGAAGGAGAUCUGAUUCUCGUUCCUAUUCUUCAUACUCUUCAUCUAGAUCAAGAAGAAGAAACAGAUACUAUAGAAACAAACACAGACAUAGUCGAAGUCCAAAAAGAUUAGAAAAACCUAAAAAAAGAAGCAUCAGCAGAAAAAGAUCACCCUCUGAUUCCUAAUCAUCAAAACGUGGUAAUUCAGAAUCAAAGUCUUGAAUAAGAAUGGGAAAAAAC